AUGCCUCCUAGACCGGAAACACGUAGUCGUGCGAGCAACGAAGAACCUUCUACAAUGGAUCGCAUGGUGCAGAUGAUGGAAAGAAUGGCUGAGUUCAUGAUGGCUCAGCAGGCUCCAAACCAAAAUCAAGUUCAACCCCGAGUAGAUUAUGCUAAAGCAAUAGCCAGCAGGCACCCUCCGACCUAUGCCGGAGAAGAAGAUCCCGUGGUUCUGGAAGAGUGGAUCAGGACAUUUGACAAGUUGUUGGACGCAGUAAACUGCCCUGCGGAUCAGAGAAUAUCCUCGGCUGUGUACUACCUCACAAAGGCUGCGGACAAUUGGUGGACUACAACUGGGCCCGAUCUUUUGCAAGAACCAGACUUCGACUGGGAAGACUUCAAAACAGCAUUGAGGGCUCAGUUUUACACUGAAAGAAUUCGAGGAAUUAAAUGCGAAGAAUUCCUAAGGCUGAAACAGAAAGGGGCAAGUAUUCAGGAGUAUUAUGCAAAGUACAUAGAACUACUAAGAUUCGCCCAGGAUAUUGUGCCGGAUGAUGUGAGUAAGGCCAGAAGAUUCGUGCGCGGCAUGGACUGGGAUAACCGAAGAGCCCUUGCACCGUUUAUGUGUUCGACUCUGAAAGAGGCAUAUGAACGGGCGUCAGACCAUUAUCAAGUGCACUUGGAUCAGCAGGAGGUGUACGGCCGAAACAAGAGAAAGGCCGAGGUGCAGUAG
This is a messenger RNA of Ipomoea triloba (trilobed morning glory), 711 nucleotides long. RefSeq lists its product as uncharacterized. The record is from RefSeq and is a predicted model, not a curated record. The coding region runs from base 1 to 711 and encodes 236 amino acids. The transcript has a single exon. NCBI's taxonomy places the organism in Eukaryota, Viridiplantae, Streptophyta, Magnoliopsida, Solanales, Convolvulaceae.